AUGUCGCGUUGCCGAAUGAAGCGCCUCAGUACAGAUACCUCACCGAGAUACAUCCUAUGUAUCCAGAUAAGGUAUGGAGGCGUGGGAGGUAAAUCACGAGGUGAGGUUGUGGAAGAGGACAAGGAUACGUACCUGAGCUACCGGCUAGAAGUCAGGUACGUACUGUGCCUGAGCUCACACCAAGGUGACCAAAAUCCAUCCACCACUACUAGAAACACCAUUUUGAGCUCGUGGUCCUUUGCCCCGACAUCUUUAGGAACUUGGGCCUGGACCCCUCCGAUCACUCCCGCCACCAAGAGACCCUUUUUCCUAGCUUUCAGGGCUUCCAACUCGCGGCAGCUCGCCAGGUUCCCCUUUUCUCCUGCUCCCCAUGUUGUGCGAGAAGUGGAAACGAGGCUUUAUGCGCUUGAACCACUUGUACCAUCCAACAGCGGGCAACCUGACACGGAUGACAGCCUUUUCCCUUUCGCAGACGCGGGAUGCAGGCACGCAGGACAAGGCCACUUUCUUUUUCACCUUUGGGUCUCCAGUUUCUUGCACCCAGAUCCGGCCGUUCAACGUCUUGAGUUCAGGGUUGUCCCGAUCAAUGACCGUCUCAACCUCGACGAGGCUGGGGAUCAGUCACUACCAUUUUAUCCGUACGCUAUGAUUCCCAUCUUUGCCGAUGUGCCCGCAUUGUUCCCCUCCUGGUGCCCUACGGCAGAUUUCCAAGGUUUGCUCAAUUCCCAGGGUCUCCCUCUCAUACUCGUCAUCCAAAUGGACGACGAAUACACUGGUAUCGACCCGGACUCUCUACACGACGAAAACCCCCGUCCCAGCCGGCCCCAGCCAGUGCCGUCGAAUAAGGCUGCAGGAUUCCCAUCGCGGAGCUCCAUUCUUGGACCUGGUUCCCCGUCAUGCCCUGCUGGGCGUGGCACGCUACAUGCGCGUACCGUCAGGAACGUUACGGUGUACAAGAUAUACACCACUUUGGCCCAGUAUUAG
Messenger RNA from Colletotrichum lupini, 984 nucleotides. RefSeq lists its product as uncharacterized. The record is from RefSeq and is a predicted model, not a curated record. NCBI's taxonomy places the organism in Eukaryota, Fungi, Ascomycota, Sordariomycetes, Glomerellales, Glomerellaceae. Bases 1 to 984 code for a protein of 327 amino acids. The transcript has 7 exons.